UUCGAGGUUUAAACUUUUGAGUCAUAUUUUUAUUUCUACAGUUAAGUGCUUGCCUCUCGUAAUAUUUUCACAACCUCAACUUGUAAAAUCUACAUCUCUAACUUCAUUUCAUCAACUCCAUCAACAACACCGCGUCUACCAACAGCCAUGGCAUCGAAAGACGGCUCCAAAGAGUCGGAUGCCAAGGAGUCUAAUGAAGACAAGAAAGACACUGGAAAUGCCCCUGGCAAGAAGCCUUGGUGGGACAUGUCUGCCGAGAAAGAUGAACUCCUGAAGAUCUGUGCAGAGUCCCAAUGUUACGGAAUCGACGUCAACGUAAGCUCGAUAGCGAUCUCUCAACACAUGCGAAACCAGAUUUUUAUGAGCAAAAAGCUCGAUUUCCAUGAAGCACGCAUCAAGGCUACUCGCGACAGGACGCUUGAGCUCUGUGGGCGCAAAUUGAAGGAUCUUGAGAAGUCAAUCGACAAACUCCGAGCUCUUCGCUUGAAAGUCGAACGCGUCGCGUCUACGAACGAGAAGGCGCGCCAGAAGGCCGCGGAUGGAGCCAAAAGCCAACCGUCAUACCCGAGUAUGAGCGUGGGUCCAGAUGACCUCACCAGAUUAGGACUCCACGAUCUCAGGGAUCUUCUCAGAGAUUUAGCGGUCGACCGUGCUUUAGAAGACAACGAGGUUCGCUGGAGAUGUCAGACCAAUCUCCUGAGACGUCUCCCUCUUCCCAAGGAAAAACCCGAGGCAAGACCUAUGGGUUCUUCUGCGCUCGCACCGGUGCGUAAGUGGAUGAACCCCAAGCAGCAACGACGACAGCUGCGCAAGAGAUACAUAGCAGUGAACAGAAACUACAAACCCAGACCGGCCUUCAUCGAACGUACAAGCCCCCGCAUCCAGUUGAAGAAGAAGAUGCUCAACAUGCUCAAGAGCACCCGCCAGCACCGUCGACUACGAUUGAAAGCGAUGGUCGUGGGCCAGAGGUUCGUCGAUCGGGUGAGAAAGGAGGAACACGCCUUCUUCUUCAGUACACUUUACGAGGAUGAGUCUCGCAUUCUGGUGAAGUUCCUCUGCAAACGUCACUUUGGCGAAGUGCCCGAGCACCUGCAGGAUGACUUCGACAUCGCGCUGAAGAAAUUUAGCAGCUACAAGAUCAACUCGAAGUGGCCCUGGGAGGACUAAUUGAGCUAUUCCUACGACGAGGACUAUGUCAUUCAAAGACCGUUUGCGAUAUGGAAUGCGGUUAAUAGGUACCUAGCUUAGCACGCCUAUCUGCUUUUCCCUUCAGGGAGGCUCUGAAAAAGCCACAUGAGUAGCUGCCCUCCUCGUCAAUAACAACUGCAUUACCAAUGGCUACUCCUACUACUAGUAUGCUGAAUGAUGUGAAGGCCAUUUAAUAAGAACUAGAUAAUUCGGUCUAGGCACUAUAUAGAUAAACGUAAUGAUUGAGUAGCUAAGUUCUCUUGAGACACAUAGGGGUUCACCAAGUAGACAGAU
This is a messenger RNA of Annulohypoxylon truncatum, 1482 nucleotides long. RefSeq lists its product as uncharacterized. NCBI's taxonomy places the organism in Eukaryota, Fungi, Ascomycota, Sordariomycetes, Xylariales, Hypoxylaceae. The transcript has a single exon. The coding region runs from base 148 to 1167 and encodes 339 amino acids. The record is from RefSeq and is a predicted model, not a curated record.